AGAAACGUCACAAGCCGGUGAGCGAGUGCCCGCUAAAGCGUCGACUCGAAUCACGUGACGCCCCGGGGCAUAUCGGUGAGGGGAGGAGUGGGCAGUCAGUGGGGGAGGAGAUUGAGGCAGUGGAUUGAAAUAAAUAAAUGAAUAAAACGAUAAGGGGCGAGGGAUAGAAAGGAAAGAAGCAAGAGGCUGCCGUUCUCAUUGGGAUCCCCCCGCCCCGCAUGAGCUAUCUCAGUGCACGCUCCUCCCAGUGCAGUGACAUUGCCAGCCGGCUCCCAGAGGAGUUCCCUUUCUUGGCUGACUGUUCUUAGCAUGGGUGCGGGGGUGAGUUGGGUGUUGAGUGUGUGAGGCGCAAGAGUGAGCGCACACUGACAGCCGCACGCUUUUUGCACAGGCAGCAGCACUCGGCCAUUCUCAUGCACGGAUUGUAAUCUGCAUCUCGCCGCUGCUCGGAAGCCUCCUUAGUCCCGCUCUGGAGAGAAACCGCUGGGAUUGUACCGAUUCUCCCUUUUGGUUCCACUCAAAUCCCUCAUCACCGGGGCUCCCCUCCUCCUCCUCAGGUUUAUCACCACUCCCCUUUCGCCCCCGUCGCUCCCGGUCACUGCCACCGACAACUGCCGCUUGCAUGUGAAGCAACCAGGGGCCGGGGAGGGAGAGACCAUGUUGUGAGGGGAGCCAGUCCUGCUUCUGCGUCUGCACCGCCCAAUUUACUCAGAGUGUACAAAGUCCAUGAAAUGACGCCCUGGAGAAAUAUGGAGCUGAACUCAAGGCAUAUCUAUGGAAAUCUACUUUGAGCUUUUUUUUAUCUCCUUAACAUGAACUCAACAUAGAAUUUGAUUUUUGUUUUUUCAUUAUUUGGGGAAAAAAACAAGCCCCCACUGGAAUUUCCAGCAGCUGCAUUUGCUUGCCUGUACAAAAGGAUUUACUGCAAUCAAUAUGGCUAAUAAUUCAGUCGCAUAUAGCGGUGUUAAAAACUCUCUAAAUGACGCAAACCAUGGGGGGGAGUUUGGCAUCACACUUGAAGAGCUUCGUAUACUUAUGGAGUUGAGAUCUACAGAUGCUUUACACAAAAUACAGGAGCGCUAUGCUGAUGUGUAUGGAAUUUGUUCUAGGUUGAAAACUUCUCCACAUGAAGGUUUAAGCGGGAAUCCAGCUGACCUUGAAAGGAGGCAAGAAGCAUUUGGGAAGAAUACUAUACCUCCUAAAAAGCCAAAAACAUUUCUUCAGUUAGUAUGGGAAGCACUACAAGAUGUAACAUUAAUUAUUUUAGAAAUAGCAGCCAUAAUAUCUUUAGGCCUUUCUUUUUACCGACCUCCUGGUGGAGACCAUGAAUUGUGUGGUCAAUCUAGUGGUGCUGUGGAAGAAGAAGAAGGGGAAGCAGGCUGGAUCGAAGGAGGUGCUAUCCUUGUAUCUGUUGUAUGUGUAGUCUUAGUAACCGCUUUCAAUGACUGGAGCAAAGAAAAACAGUUUAGGGGCUUGCAGAACCGAAUCGAACAAGAGCAGAAAUUUACAGUUGUUCGUGGAGGGCAAGUUAUUCAAAUCCCCGUGGCUGACAUAGUUGUUGGAGAUAUUGCACAAAUUAAAUACGGUGAUCUUCUGCCUGCUGAUGGAGUGCUCAUUCAAGGAAAUGAUCUAAAAAUUGAUGAAAGUUCAUUAACUGGAGAAUCUGAUCAUGUAAAGAAAACGCUGGAAAAAGAUCCUUUGCUGCUCUCAGGAACACAUGUUAUGGAGGGGUCUGGAAAAAUGGUGGUCACUGCCAUUGGUGUGAACUCCCAAACUGGAAUCAUAUUUACUUUACUUGGAGCUGGAGAAAAUGAAGAAGAGAAAGAAAAAGAAAAAAAGGAAAAGAAAAACAAAAAGCAAGAUGGUGCCGUAGAAAAUCGAAACAAAGCAAAAGCUCAAGAUGGAGCUGCCAUGGAAAUGCAACCACUAAAGAGUGAAGAGGGAGCUGAUGGGGAUGAUAAAAAGAAAGCAAAUAUGCCAAAAAAAGAGAAAUCUGUCCUUCAAGGGAAACUUACCAAGCUGGCUGUUCAGAUUGGCAAAGCAGGUCUUGUGAUGUCUGCGAUUACAGUCAUAAUCCUUGUUUUGUACUUUGUAAUUGACACGUUUUGGGUGCAAAAUCGACCAUGGCUGGCUGAAUGCACUCCUAUUUAUGUUCAAUAUUUUGUGAAGUUUUUCAUCAUUGGUGUAACUGUUUUGGUAGUAGCUGUUCCAGAAGGUCUUCCACUUGCAGUCACAAUUUCCCUGGCUUACUCUGUGAAGAAAAUGAUGAAAGAUAAUAACUUAGUAAGGCACCUUGAUGCAUGUGAAACAAUGGGAAAUGCCACUGCAAUUUGUUCGGAUAAAACUGGAACACUAACCACGAACAGGAUGACAGUAGUCCAAUCUUUCCUCAAUGAAAAGCAUUACCGCAAGAUUCCUGAUGCAGAGUGUAUUUCGGAAAAUGUGCUGGAUCUCCUUAUAACAGGAAUUUCUGUGAAUUGUGCUUAUACAUCGAAAAUAUUGCCUCCUGAAAAAGAAGGUGGCUUGCCACGCCAUGUUGGUAACAAAACUGAAUGUGCCUUGCUGGGAUUUGUUUUGGAUCUGAAAAGGGAUUACCAGGAUAUAAGAAAUGAAAUCCCUGAGGAAACCUUAUUUAAAGUGUACACUUUUAAUUCCGUAAGAAAAUCCAUGAGCACCGUUUUGAAGAAUGCUGAUGGCAGCUACCGGAUGUACAGCAAGGGUGCCUCUGAGAUUGUCCUUAAAAAGUGCUUCAAAAUACUAGGUAUAAAUGGUGAGGCCAAAAUAUUCAGACCAAGAGACCGAGAUGAUAUGGUUAAACAGGUUAUUGAGCCUAUGGCUUCAGAAGGGCUGCGGACAAUAUGUCUGGCGUAUCGGGAUUUUCCUGCUGGAGAGCAAGAGCCUGACUGGGAAACUGAAAAUGAUAUUCUUACUGGUCUCACCUGUAUUGCCGUUGUUGGAAUAGAAGAUCCAGUCAGACCAGAAGUGCCAGAUGCAAUUCGAAAAUGUCAGCGUGCUGGUAUAACUGUACGAAUGGUUACAGGGGAUAACAUAAAUACAGCCCGUGCAAUUGCAACAAAGUGUGGCAUUCUGCAUCCCGGAGAAGAUUUCCUUUGUGUAGAAGGCAAAGAAUUUAACAGGCGAAUACGAAACGAAAAAGGAGAGAUCGAACAAGAACGAAUAGACAAAAUUUGGCCUAAACUUCGUGUUCUUGCUAGAUCUUCUCCUACUGAUAAACAUACACUGGUUAAAGGUAUCAUCGACAGUACAGUUUGUGAGCAGAGGCAAGUAGUAGCUGUGACUGGUGAUGGGACAAAUGAUGGUCCUGCACUGAAGAAAGCAGAUGUUGGCUUUGCUAUGGGUAUUGCUGGAACAGAUGUUGCAAAAGAAGCGUCUGAUAUUAUUCUAACGGACGACAACUUUUCUAGCAUUGUGAAAGCAGUGAUGUGGGGAAGAAAUGUCUAUGACAGUAUCUCAAAAUUUCUUCAGUUUCAGCUUACUGUUAAUGUGGUUGCUGUCAUUGUCGCUUUUACAGGAGCCUGCAUUACACAGGACUCUCCUCUUAAAGCUGUUCAAAUGCUUUGGGUAAAUCUGAUUAUGGAUACAUUAGCAUCUCUUGCUCUGGCGACAGAGCCGCCAACGGAGUCUCUCUUAUUAAGGAAACCCUAUGGUAGAAAUAAACCUCUAAUUUCUCGCACAAUGAUGAAAAAUAUAUUGGGCCAUGCAGUCUACCAGUUAGUCGUAGUUUUUACCCUUUUGUUUGCUGGUGAAAAAAUUUUUGACAUUGACAGUGGAAGAAAUGCACCUCUUCACGCUCCUCCUUCACAGCAUUAUACCAUCGUUUUUAAUACCUUUGUUAUGAUGCAGCUGUUUAAUGAGAUAAAUGCCAGAAAGAUUCAUGGUGAAAGGAAUGUUUUUGAAGGGAUAUAUAAUAAUAUCAUCUUCUGCAGCAUUGUGAUAGGUACUUUCAUUAUACAGAUUGUAAUUGUUCAGUUUGGUGGAAAGCCUUUUAGUUGUACCGAACUUACAGUAGAUCAAUGGUUAUGGACUAUUUUCCUAGGAAUGGGAACAUUACUUUGGGGACAGCUGGUUACGACAAUUCCAACCAGUCGGUUAAAGUUCCUUAAAGAAGCAGGCCACGGAACACAAAAGGAUGACAUUCCUGAAGAGGAAUUUGCUGAAGAUGCGGAGGAGAUUGAUCAUGCAGAGAGAGAGUUACGCCGUGGUCAGAUCUUGUGGUUUAGGGGCCUAAACAGAAUUCAGACUCAGAUGGAUGUAGUGAAUGCUUUCCAGAGUGGAAGUUCCAUUCAGGGGGCUUUAAGGCGGCAACCCUCCAUCGCCAGCCAGCAUCAUGAUAUUCGAGUGGUGAAUGCAUUUCGUAGUUCGCUGUAUGAAGGUUUGGAAAAGCCGGAGUCAAGAAGCUCAAUCCACAAUUUCAUGACUCACCCAGAUUUUAGAAUAGAAGAUUCCGAGCCUCAUAUUCCACUCAUUGAUGAUACAGAUGCUGAAGACGAUGCUCCAACAAAACGACACUCUACUCCUCCGCCCUCUCCCAAUAAAAAUAACAAUGCUCUUGACAGUGGAAUACACCUUAUUAUAGAACCGAACAAAUCAGCUACCUCUUCAGCUCCAGGCAGUCCACUACAUAGUCUGGAGACAUCACUCUGAUUGUAAGACGAAUGUUGAUAUUCUAGCUGAUUUGCAAAUAAACAAAAUGAAACUGGGUCCUUUCACACAUUGUGGGGUGCAGGAGAGAACUCCUGCUUUGGACUUCAAAUGAAGACACACUUGUAUGAAUGUAGAUUUAUUUUUUUAAAAAAUGCAUUCUGCCAGACUGAGGGUGCUUUUCUUGGGAGGGAAAAGGGAUGGGAUAUGGGGUGGACACAGAUAAAACUUAAAAAAAAAAAAAAAAAAAGUGACCUGCAGAACAUCCGUUAUAUAUACCGAUGGUUGGCCUGGACAGUGUGUUAGCAACAUUCUAGAUUAUAUUGGUCCCCAUUCUCCCCCCCCCAUUUUUUUUUUUUUUUGGGCCCUGGGUCGUUGAUUUGAUUAUUUAUGUUAUAAAUGAUACAGAUCUGUUUACAAGGUUUAUAGAUAUUUUUUGUUCCUGUUUAUUGAAGGGAAGCUUCUUUAUGUAUGAAGAAAGAAAGGAAAUAAAAUCCCCUUAAACACUGCUGUAUUUUGACAAAAAAAAGGGGCUGUUUCUAUUGAAAAUGUUCAACAUGUUUUGCCUGCGAUUUCCUUGUUAAAUAUUGUAGAUAACGUUACUAAGACUGAUAGCCAAAUAGAGAACACUAAUGCUUUGCACAAGUUAAGCAGCGGUGUUCUGAUGAAAAUCACGGCCUCUCUCCCUUAGUUUCUCUAAAACGUAAAUUUACUACUUAAUGGUUUUCAAAUGACAGGUUUUUUUUUAUGUUAAGGAAAUGAUAACUCUGUUUUGAAGCUCAAAAGAAUAUUGUGUUAUGCAGGACAUUAAUGUGUGACGGAUCUUGCUUGAUAUCCUUUUGCUAUCUCCGUCAAAAUAUAUAAAAUCAAAGUUCAUCAAAAAAUGUUGUCCCUUUUUUUGUUUGUCUGAACAUGUUAGUUUUAGAUUUGUCUUGGUGAACUGUGAGUGGAACCGUGUUGAUUUUCUAAUAAACCCUUAGGUGACCAACAUACAGCAUGAGGGCUGUUGGCAUUUUGAAAACAAAAGUUACUACUAGAAUGUAGUACAGUUAUACAUGUUUUUGAAACUUGUUUGUAAACACAAUAAACAUGCCCUUUUACUAAA
This is a messenger RNA of Xenopus laevis (African clawed frog), 5767 nucleotides long. It is a transcript of the gene atp2b1.S, whose product is annotated as ATPase, Ca++ transporting, plasma membrane 1 S homeolog. Gene Ontology annotation, biological process: regulation of cytosolic calcium ion concentration; intracellular calcium ion homeostasis; calcium ion transport. NCBI's taxonomy places the organism in Eukaryota, Metazoa, Chordata, Amphibia, Anura, Pipidae. The record is from RefSeq and is a predicted model, not a curated record. Gene Ontology annotation, molecular function: ATP binding; ATPase-coupled monoatomic cation transmembrane transporter activity; P-type calcium transporter activity. The transcript is spliced from 22 exons. The coding region runs from base 934 to 4665 and encodes 1243 amino acids. Gene Ontology annotation, cellular component: membrane; plasma membrane.